This is a messenger RNA of Gossypium raimondii (Peruvian cotton), 2058 nucleotides long. Its product is annotated as pectinesterase. Gene Ontology annotation, biological process: cell wall modification. Lineage: Eukaryota; Viridiplantae; Streptophyta; Magnoliopsida; Malvales; Malvaceae. Gene Ontology annotation, molecular function: pectinesterase activity; pectinesterase inhibitor activity. Bases 115 to 1818 code for a protein of 567 amino acids. The record is from RefSeq and is a predicted model, not a curated record. The transcript has 3 exons.
CUUACUAUAAAUGCUGUGGCCAUUUUUAAUAGCACUACAGCUACUACUACCAAGUACUGAAAUAAUAAGCCUUUAUCCCCUUCUCUUCUACUAAUUGGCUUGGCUGCCAUUGAAAUGGCUAUCUCCGGUGACCGCAAGAAAAAGCUUUUCUUGGCUCUCUUUGCGUCAAUCCUUCUGGUAACUGCCAUAGUCACCAUUGCCACCACCGUCUCCGUUUCCAAAAAGAAAUCCAGUAAUACUGCAGCAGCUCACUCCAUCAUCAAAUCUUCGUGCAGCUCCACGUUGUACCCAGAGUUAUGCUACUCAACAAUCUCUUCAGCACCACAUGCUGAGACCAAGGUCAAGAACCCCAAGGAUGUGAUUGAAAUGUCGUUGAACUUGACGGUGACUGCUGUUCAGAGUAACUAUUUGUCCAUCAAGAAGCUCAUUAGUACCCGAAGGAAGAGCCUCACGGAGCGCGAAAAGGCUGCCCUUAACGACUGUCUUGAACUAGUGGAUGAGACUUUGGAUGAGCUAUUGGUAGCUGAACAUGAUCUCAGUGACUAUCCAAGCUUUAACAAGUCAAUUUCCCAACAUGCUGAAGACCUUAAGAGUCUUCUUAGUGCUGCAAUGACCAACCAAGAAACUUGCCUUGAUGGGUUUUCUCACGAUAAAGCUGAUAAAAAGGUGAGGCAAGCGUUGCUUGACGGGCAGAUGCAUGUUUUUCAUAUGUGUAGUAAUGCCCUGGCAAUGAUCAAGAACUUGACGGACACAGACAUGGCAAGCCAGGGUUAUCAUCCAUCAUCAGGGAGGCAACUUGAGGAGGAAGACCAAACAGAAUGGCCUAAAUGGCUGUCGGCGGGAGAUAGGAGACUGUUACAGGCUACAACAGUGAUUCCUAAUGUAACAGUGGCCGCUGAUGGCAGUGGAGACUUCCUCACGGUGUCUGAGGCGGUGGCGGCUGCACCGGAGAGAAGCACCACGAGGUACAUUAUUAAGAUUAAAGCUGGAGUGUAUAGUGAAAACGUGGAUGUUCCAAGGAAGAAAACCAAUCUCAUGUUUGUGGGAGAUGGGAGGGUCAACACCAUCAUCACAGCUAGCAGAAAUGUUGUCGAUGGCAGCACCACUUUCCACUCUGCCACUGUUGCUGCGGUAGGGGACGGGUUCUUGGCCAGGGAUAUAACAUUUCAGAACACGGCUGGACCAUCGAAGCACCAAGCAGUGGCACUGCGUGUGGGCUCUGAUUUAUCAGCAUUCUACAGGUGUGACAUUUUAGCAUACCAGGACACUCUCUAUGUCCACAGCCUUCGCCAAUUCUAUUCACAAUGCCUUGUAGCAGGCACCGUGGACUUCAUUUUCGGAAAUGCAGCAGCAGUGUUGCAAGACUGCGACAUUCAUGCUCGUCGACCCAAUCCAAACCAAAGGAACAUGGUCACCGCACAAGGCCGUAGUGACCCAAACGAGAACACUGGGAUUGUGAUUCAGAAAUGCAGGAUCGGUGCAACCUCGGAUUUAGAAGCAGUUAAGUCCGAUUUUGCAACUUAUUUAGGGAGACCAUGGAAGACACAUUCGAGGACUGUUAUCAUGCAAUCUGUUAUAAGUGAUAUUAUUCAUCCUGCUGGUUGGUUCCCAUGGGACAAAGAUUUCGCACUCGACACUUUGACGUAUCGGGAAUAUCAGAAUACUGGCCCCGGAGCUAACACGUCAAGCAGGGUUACAUGGAAGGGGUAUAGCGUGAUCACCAACAUAUCGGAGGCACAAACCUAUACUGCGCGGAAUUUUAUUGGGGGAGCUAAUUGGUUAAACGCCACGGGCUUUCCUUUCUCUCUUGAUCUUUGAAUAAAAGCUCAGGUUCAGAUUCGAAAUAAGGGUAUCAUCUCCUAGUUUUCGUUUGCUCUUGUUGACAUUGAAUCAACUUGUUCCUUGAGCAUAUAAGUUUAGCAAUAAGUUAUUCGGUAGCUAAAUGUAUGCAUGUACCUGAAAGAAGGCAGUGUGUGUAGUUGUUUCUAGGAUUAAAACUAAAUGGAUUAAAUUCCGAGCAAUCGAGUUUGAAUAUUAUCAAGAUUUUUUUCCCAUCAA